AUGACGAAGACAUCAAAUUCAUCGUCGAAGACGAUGCAGCUUCACCGGGUUCAGAACCAAAGCACACUUCCAGUCAUCUUCGGCUGCAAUCGUCUCUCCCCUUCCCCUGUUCGGAUGGUCGCUCCGAUACAACCUUCUUCAUUAGCAACACAACUACCUGCCAUGAAAACCCACCUUAAAAGCCAUAUUCCUUUUUUGGCGAAUUUCAGUAGUGAAUUUGUACAGAAGAUUAUAACCCCUUUCAUAGUUGUUCGUGGCCCGAACUGCUGGAUAAAUUAUCAGUACACGCCAUUGUUAGCCUUCGAAGUAAACCUGAAAUUUUGUUUAAGUGAAAGAUGCUUGAUACAUGCAAAUAUUUUUCAAGCUGCACGAGGAUAUAGACAUGUUUUGAAUAAAAAAAUGAGGUUAAAUGGUCUUCUGUUGUGCAAUAUUUCAAAAUAUUUCUCUACAUUUAAUCAUAAGUUAACACAAAAUGUGUUUCACAAAGUAGGCAGUUAUGGAAGCGCAUGCAAGUUGGACAGGCGAAAACUGCUCAAUAAAGUAUCUGCCACUAUGUAUCAAGAUAGUUUUGAUGAGCUCAUUGAUGAAGGAAAACAUGUUUUUGAUGCAUCUUUGGUUCGAAAACAAUUUCCUUCAAUCAUAUUAGGGAAAUCUAGCCCAGUAGAAUUAUAUGAUGGAAUUUCAGAUGCCCCUGAAAAGAUUAACAUAUUGACAGCAGAAAUUUAUAGUGAGUCAUGGGAUUCAAUAGCUAAUGAGUUUAAUCAAUUUUCAUCCCACAAGAUUGAAAGUAUAUCAGAUCAAAGUACUCUGGACUCAACAUGUUCAUCAAAAGAAGAGAAUUCUUCCUCUUCCUCUUCCACAUUGCCAUCAUAUGCUAAAUCCCCAAAUCCUGUUAAAUCUGAUCUUCAAUGUAGUGUCAGUGAUCCAUUUGAAUUGAUACUUGAUAAAUCCAUCAGCUGUAUACCUGUAUUAAGCAAGAAGCAAUGCACUCAGUUGGAAAAUUGUGGUUUGCAUACGAUACGGAAGUUGCUGAGUCAUUUCCCAAGAACAUAUGCUGACUUACAAAAUGCACAGUUUACAAUUGAUGAUGGGCAAUACUUAAUAUUUGUUGGAAAAGUUCUAUCAUCAAGGGGAAUCAAGGCAAGCUGUUCUCUAUCGUUUCUUGAAGUGAUUGUUGGUUGUGAGGUUGCAGAAAGUGGUUCAUCUUCAGCAUGCAUGGUUUCUGAACAUAAUAAUGGAAGCAAAAAAACAAUAUAUUUGCACUUAAAGAAGUUUUUUCGUGGGACCCGUUUUACAUAUCAACCGUUUUUGCGUAGUCUUCAGGAGAAACAGAAAGAGGGAGACAUUGUAUGUGUCAGUGGCAAGGUGAAGACUAUGCGUACAAAAUAUCAUUAUGAAAUGAGGGAAUAUAAUAUGGAUUUAAUUCGAGAUGAUGAUGAUGAAUCUGCAUGUGCUGAAGGAAGACCUUACCCAAUUUACCCUUCAAAAGGUGGUCUUAAUCCAAAGUUACUCAGUGACAUUAUUGCAAGAGUUCUAGACACCUUGCCACCUGGCAUAGAUCCAAUUCCCAACAAUACCCUUCAGAUGUUUGGAUUAAAAAGCCUCCGUGAUGCAUAUAUUGGGAUUCAUCAGCCAUCAAAUUUUAAAGAGGCUGAUUUAGCUCGCAAAAGGAUUAUAUUUGAUGAGUUCUUCUACCUUCAGUUGGGACGAUUGUUUCAAAUGCUUGAAGGACUUGGGACAUGGAUUGAGAAAGAUGGUUUACUGAAUAAAUACAGAAACCCUUCAACAAAUGCAGCAUUUACUGAUGAAUGGUGUUCUCUUACCAAAAAGUUCUUGAAUUCUCUACCAUAUUCGUUGACUUCUAGUCAACUCACUGCUGUUUCAGAAAUCAUUUGGGACUUAAAACGCCAAAUUCCAAUGAAUCGACUUUUGCAGGGAGAUGUGGGAUGUGGGAAAACUGUGGUGGCCUUUUUGGCGUGUAUGGAGGUUAUUGGUUCAGGAUAUCAGGCAGCUUUCAUGGUUCCAACUGAGUUGCUUGCUAUUCAACACCAUGAUCGCCUUCUUAGUUUACUUGAAAACAUGGAAGAUGUUGAUUCCAGACCAUCUGUUGCUUUGCUUACAGGCUCCACUCCAGUAAAAAAAGCACGUUUAAUUCGUGAGGGUCUUCAAAGUGGAGAAAUUUCAUUGGUGAUUGGGACCCACAGUUUAAUUGCUGAAAAAGUGGAAUUUUCUUGUUUACGGAUUGCUGUAGUAGAUGAACAACACAGAUUUGGAGUGAUCCAGAGAGGUCGAUUUAAUAGCAAGCUGUAUAGUAAUUCGGUAAAUUCAAGAUUGGCAGAAAUUGAUUCCAAUGGUUCAUCAAAAGGGGACACAAGUAUGGCUCCUCAUGUUCUUGCCAUGACUGCAACUCCAAUUCCAAGAACUCUUGCUUUAGCAUUGUAUGGAGAUAUGUCUCUCACACAAAUAACUGAUUUGCCUCCUGGGAGAAAACCUAUCGAUACAUAUGCAGUUGAAGGAAAUGAAGCCGGUUUUGAAGAGGUUUAUCAGAUGAUGAAGGUGGAAUUGGAAUCAGGAGGGCGAGUGUACAUAGUCUACCCAAUCAUCGACCAAUCAGAACAACUCCCUCAGCUUCGUGGCGCAUCUGCUGACCUGGAAGUAAUCUCCAACAGAUUCCAAGGCAUCAACUGCGGAUUACUACACGGGCGAAUGAAAAGCGAUGAAAAAGACGAAGCUUUAAAAAAUUUCAGAUCCGGAGAAACACAAAUAUUACUUUCCACUCAAGUCAUUGAAGUGGGAGUCGAUGUUCCGGAAGCUUCCAUGAUGGUUGUUAUGAAUGCAGAAAGAUUUGGGAUCGCUCAGUUGCACCAACUCAGGGGACGAGUUGGACGUGGGGUCCGCAAAUCAAAAUGUCUGCUUUUGUCUUCAACGAGUAGCGGUUUGCCUAGGUUGAAGGUUCUAGAAAAUUCGUCGGAUGGGUUCCACCUGGCGAAUAUGGAUUUACUUUUGCGGGGCCCGGGUGACUUGUUGGGAAAGAAACAGUCGGGACAUCUUCCCGAGUUUCCUAUUGCUAGAUUGGAAGUAGACGGGAAUAUACUGCAAGAAGCACACCUUGCUGCACUGAUGAUUUUAAGCGAGUCGCAUAAUUUGGAGGGGUUCCCGAAGCUUAAAGCUGAGUUGAGUAUGAGACAACCGCUCUGCCUUUUGGGUGAUUAAAGAUUGUAAAUACUUUUUCAAGGCACAUACUGUGUUUGAAAACUUAUGGUUUGGAAAAGUGUGGCAGCUAAAUUAUUUGUUUCUAGGCCUUUGUAGGGGCCCAUGUAAAUCUUUUUCGUGUUGUAAUCAAAAUUAACAGUUAUUAUAGGUGCUAAAUGGAUGGGAUGCGUAACAUGUCAAAUUGAACAAAAACACAAAGUAUCACUAACAAAAUCAAUAACCAAACUGAAUAAAUAAUAAGUUUGAUCUCAAAAUCCGUACUUAUCAACCAGAAGUACUCUGUAACAUGGCUUGCAAUUUAUCAAGAAAAGCUUGGAGUUGUUUAAAUUCUUGGGUUUCUGAAAACUUCAAAGCCGCCUGUUUGAUCGUGCUCUUAAGGUGCAUCUCACCUGCACACAAUUCCCUCCGCCCACCUAUCUCAACAUAAACUUUACAUAAUUCCAAAGAUGCCCUUGAAAACUUCACAAAUCGUUCUUUCUCCUUCCAAACUUCUGAUCCCUGAUACGCCCUAACUUCCUUCAACAAAGCUUCACAACACAUCGCAAGAUCACCUUUCAACUUAUACCACCUCCCAAACAACCCCCAAACACCCCCACCACCACCACCAUUUUUCACAACACCCUUCAAAAUCUCCCCAAUCAUCUCACUUUCCCGACUUCUUUCCACUUCUACCCUUUCAAUUUCCACCAUUACCCUCUCCAACAACUCAACAUCAACUCUCUUAUACUUGCUCAAACUCAACACCUUCUCUACAGCUUCCAAAGCUAGACAAAAAUUCCCACUAUCAACCGCCACCUGGCUAUAAUUCUCCCACAUUUGCCAGCUGUCACGUUUGUACUUCAAAGCCUCCUUAAACGCAACCAUCGCCUCUUUACUCCUCUUUUUUGUCAUAUGUAAACACGCGAUGUUAUUCCAUGCUUCUCCAUUAUCUGGAUCGAGUUGAACAGCACGUGAAAAUCCAUCUAAAGCUUUUUCAAGAUCUCUAGCUUUUAAAGCAGCUGCUCCUAAAGCAAACCAUCCAUCCGGAUAUAAAGAAUUUAACUUCAUUGCGGAUUCCCAUAAAAGUUUUGAUUUUUCAUAUUCCCCUCUGUUGUAUGCGCUUCGUGCAAGUGACCGUUUUGCCCUUACGGAUUUGUUUUCUGAAACUUCCAAGGCUUUGUAAUAGCAUGAAUCUUGGUCUGUGACAUCGCCUAAUGAACACCAUAAUCUUGGGUCAUUUGGGUGUUGUAAAAGACGGGUGUUUAUUAGUUCUACAGAAGCGGAUUUCUUUUGUAGUAAACGAUAACAAAAGAUGACAUUAUCCCAAAGUUCAAGAUCUUCAUAUGUCUUCACAGCUUCUCCUAUUAACCCACAAGAGACUAAAAGAUCUGCAUAUUCUUUACGAAGAGAAGGAAUAGUGGGAAAGUCGACACUGAAACAGAAACACAUCCUUUCUGCAACUGCAACUCCAGGGGUAGAAUCGUAAAUUCCUUGGACGACUUUAUCCAUCAUUAAAAUGGCACGUUCUUUGGUUCGGCUACGGGUUCUUUCCCAUCUUAUACGUAACAAGUCACAGAAAGAUCUGAUGAUGAACAAUGAAGAUGAUUGGGAAUCGAUUGCUUCUAUGUAUGGAGCCAUGUCCCACCUUUGCAUUUCAUCGUGUGGAGUGUUUUUCUCAAUUAGAAGACAUUGUGCUAAAAUCAGUGCUUGUUGGACUGGUUUUAGACUACCUUCAUUGUUGGAUUCUAGGAAUUUAGGAGUCAAGAACACAUCAGAUGCUUCAUGAAGCUGAGGAUCAUGCUGAGAAGAUUUGUCAGAAUGACCAUUUGUAGAGCUUGAGUGAUUGGUAAUGAGUCGAAGCUGUGCUUUUGGAUCCACCUGAUGUACAGUUCGGAAACCUAAAGAACCACUAACAGAAAGUGAAAGUCCAGAUGCUUUUUCAGAAGAUUCAAAAUGCAACUUUGAAGAAUCAACACGUCCAUAUCUGAAAUCAAUGAUCCCAAAUUCUAAGUGAAGCAUAGAUACAAUAUCACUCAAACUCCCUUCUUCAAUCCCUGGCCAAUACCUUGAUACUUUCAUUAGAUCACCCAAAUGAGCUAAAGUUUCAGGAAUUAAAUCUUGCAAUUUUUGAAAGAGAACUGAGGAGUGGCCAUCGAGGAGUUUCUGUUGAAUCAAUAAUACCCUAGCUAACCACCAUGAAAUCGUUGGAAAGAUUGUACUGUUUUCGUUUCCGAAAUGAGCUCUAAUUGUUGACAACAGUAGCUUGGCGAAAACUAUGUAUUCUAAAUUGAAAAACUUUCCCAACAAAUCAGAGCCAGUUGACAUUACCUCAUUGCGCGCCCAAACUUCUAUCUCCUCUUUAGCUAUAUUAGUGAACAACGGAGGCAGUAUCUCCGGAGGACCGGUAACUUUAGCCUGUACGAAAGCUAAAAAAGCCGAGACAGCCACGGCAACUACGAGAAAUGCCCUUUCUUCGGUGCUCGUUUCACUAUUUUCAGAAAUUAAGAAGGAGCUGACAGAAUCUGUGAUUGAAUCCGAGUAGGAAGACGAUACCUGGUCGAGAUUGAGGAGAAAAUCCGCCGAUUUGGAUGUCAAGGCUUUGGAGUAGUGCCCUGAUUCAAUUGAUUGGAGUAAGGAUUCUAUAGAGGUUUGUAGGGGAUGGGGAGUGAUUGAGAUUUGAGAACUAGCAAGGGGCGGAUCAUGUGAGAUUGAACAACGAAGAAGACGAAGCUCGUAGGUACGGAGGCUUUGCAGAAGCAUCUCUAACCCCUGUUCCGCCAUUGAAG
Messenger RNA from Lactuca virosa, 5978 nucleotides. The record is from the annotation of a GenBank genome assembly. NCBI's taxonomy places the organism in Eukaryota, Viridiplantae, Streptophyta, Magnoliopsida, Asterales, Asteraceae.